This is a messenger RNA of Oppiella nova, 271 nucleotides long. The record is from the annotation of a GenBank genome assembly. NCBI's taxonomy places the organism in Eukaryota, Metazoa, Arthropoda, Arachnida, Sarcoptiformes, Oppiidae.
ACUAAAGCAAUCGGUGGUCAGAUAUGGGACACAACAACAUCUGGUACUCUCAUCCCCGUAAAUACGGCGCCGGAUCUCGAUAUUGGUAUCCGGGUGUGCAGCAAUCACCAUGGUCUGAUCCGCAAGUACGGCCUCAACAUCUGUAGGCGUUGUUUCCGCCAAUACGCCGAUCAGAUAGGCUUCAAGAAACUCGACUAAACAUCCAUUUGUUAUGUAUUUAAAGUAAAUGUCAUUCAAAUAAAUAGCGAUUUUUGAUUGAAUUAUAAACUAA